Messenger RNA from Cheilinus undulatus (humphead wrasse), 1114 nucleotides. RefSeq names its product solute carrier family 66 member 3 (gene slc66a3). The record is from RefSeq and is a predicted model, not a curated record. NCBI's taxonomy places the organism in Eukaryota, Metazoa, Chordata, Actinopteri, Labriformes, Labridae. Bases 71 to 691 code for a protein of 206 amino acids. The transcript is spliced from 7 exons.
GAUAGGUCGGCAGCAUCUGGCUGUUACUAUUGUAACCCUCCGGUAAAAUAAGUUGUUAUACCUCGUUACAAUGCAGUCAGAUACGCUUCUGCACGUCGCUAAUUUUAGCACGCUUUUUGUGUGCAUGGUCCUCAAAUUCCCGCAGAUUUUCGUUCUUAUGAGAGCGAAAUCAACUACUGGAGUCAGCCUCAACAGUCUUCUGCUCGAGCUGAUCGGGUUCAUUGUUUUUAUUACAUAUCAGAUGUACUAUGACUACCCACCUCCGACGUACCUGGAGUAUCCCAUUCUCAUUGCUCAAGAUGUCAUUCUUCUGCUCCUGAUCCUUCACUACAACGGCAGCCUACGGCAGAGCCUCGUCUACACCUUGGUGUUUGUCGGAGGAUGGAGACUCCUCACUGUGGACAAGAGGAUCAUAGAUAUGGCCAUGAGCCUGUGCACAUUCAUCAGCGCCGGCAGUAAGUUUGCCCAGCUGCAGUGUCUGUGGAGGUCUAAGGAUGCUGGACAGGUUAGCGCCCUCUCCUGGGCUAUGGCUACCUACACCUGUAUGGCGAGGAUUUACACCACCACUGUGACAACUGGAGACAUGCAGGUUCUGGUUAGAUUCAUCGUCAUGACAUCGCUGAACCUGUGGGUGCUGCUGACUGUGCUCUACUACCAGAGAAACAGCAGCAGGACCAAGAAAGAUGAAUAAGCUUUGAAGUCGAUCCUAACGCAGGCAGGCUUCUCAGCCGUUUGUUCUGUCUUCCAGUGUUUACCAGAGGGAUUACUCAGCUACUCUCCACACAGGCGGAAUAGAAAACAAAAAAAUGAUGAAUAAUAACGGUUAUGUAAGCAGCUUUUGUAAUACUGACCCAUAAAAUGUCCUUUUUUAUAAAUAAUGUCUUUACCUCAGUGUUAAACCCACACAUUUCUUUGCAGAACAUUCCAGUUGUUACAGAAGAGACCAAUGCUUUGUCAUACUGUGAGAAAAAUGACGUGUUUUUAGAAAGCCUGGCACAAGAAAACUUUAUCAGAGAUCUUUCUACUCAGGAUGAGAAAUACUGUAUUUGAAAAGCUUUUGUAAGAGUAAAGUUCUUUUCUGGAUUAUUUUAAUAAAGAACAUAUACUACCUUCA